AUGGACUCGCUCAAACCACAAACUCAAGUCCGAGUCCAGCUCGUUGGUGUGAGUUGUUGGGGCCUCAAAGAGCUGGAUGCGGAAGUUGAAGAUCUUCUCCAGGUCCUUGAUGCUCGUGUUGAACAGAUCGUACUCCGCCAGCUGAGCACCUCUGCAUUCCAUCAUCCUGAAAAGAUUGCGAGAACUUCUCCUGAGCGGACCCAAACAAAGAUAUAUACGAACGCUUUGUACUCAAUCGGGCAAUCUCGAUCGGCAUCCAAAUGA
Molecule: messenger RNA, 264 nt
Organism: Ogataea philodendri
Lineage: Eukaryota; Fungi; Ascomycota; Pichiomycetes; Pichiales; Pichiaceae
Exons: 1
Coding region: 1-264 (87 amino acids)
Source: RefSeq, a predicted model, not a curated record